Messenger RNA from Epinephelus lanceolatus (giant grouper), 4787 nucleotides. The record is from RefSeq and is a predicted model, not a curated record. NCBI's taxonomy places the organism in Eukaryota, Metazoa, Chordata, Actinopteri, Perciformes, Serranidae.
UUUAUAAGGCAAUGCAGUCGGUGUUUAUGUGGCCAGUUAAGCGAUGCAGAUGUUGAUGAUUUCGGGUUUUUUGCGCACAUCAUGUAUAUCCUUAAUAGCACACACUUUGUAGUGCCAGUUAGCCUAAUCUGUCAGGCUUUAGACUCAUACAUUACACUUUCUGUGCCACGGUCAGUUUUUACACUAAACUGUAGUUAAGUGCAGCGUCAGACUCACAGUAUCAGCCGUCAGAAGUGCGUCAUUAUUCAUGGACGGUGUUUGAUCAGGCCCAGAUCAUUCCUUCAAAACAAAUGUCAGUGUGGUUAAAAAAAAGAAGAAGGCCCUAUUAAGUAGUGAAUAAGCCUACGUGAUGGCGUAAAUUGACUUAUACUUAAUAUUUUGUGCAUUAGGCUGUACGUGCAAUUUUACCAACCAAGUGAAAAAAUGUUGUUUGUUAAGAGAGCUCGCGAGAGUGUGUGAAGUGACAGCAGGUUGAAUAAGGAAGUUCAGAUAGCCUACGUGUUAAACCUGCAGUAUUUUUUUUUUUUUUUUUUUGUUAAGUCAUCUUUAUUGCAAAAAGUGGUUUGCAGUUCAGAUGCAUUGUUCCCAGGUGUACAACAUCAUUUGGACAAUCUGCCUUCUCAGUAAAAGGCGUUAACCUAUGGAACACUCUACCCACUCACCUGAAACUGGAGACUGAUACAAAUGCUUUUAACAGAGGACUAAAAGCAUGGUUAAAAGCAAAACAACAAUGUUCACAUGUAUAAAUAUGGACUUAGUUUAAUAUUGUUACUAAUACCACGGUUGCGAUCAUGAAUUUUGUUUGUUUUAUCUCCUACUGCUGAUCAUAUGCUCUGUGAUCUUUGAAUAUUACUGUUUGCAAUCAUAACAUCUGUUUGUUUUAUCCCAUUUGUUAAUUAUAUGCUUUGUGUUUUUAGAAUGCCGCCUAUGGACUGGUGUUGAAAAUUAGCACGUGUGCUACAUACACCUAAGCAAAGGCAUCUGGUCUGUCCACUGGGACAGUCUCAAUGUAUUUGUGAUGUCCAUAUCAAAUAAAAUAAACCUAACCUAACCUAUGUGACUUACAAAGAUAGAUAUAUAUAAUAGUGAACGAACAUAUAGAAUACAAAUAAGCACAAGUGAAGCUUUGCCAGGGGAGGCUUAUAAGUUAUUAAAAUAAGCCUCUGUACAACUUCAUGGAGAAAAUAUAUAAAAUUAGGUUUUUUUACUGGUGAAUUUACAUUUAUGAAUGUGGAACUUUGCCAACAGAAUUAAUAAAUUUAUAAUGAAGUACAUAUUUUCUUUACUUUGACUUCUAUAAAAGCAAAAUACUACAUUCUCCCACAAUAAGGUAAAGUCUUUAUAAAUAUGGUACCUGCAGUAUGUUUAGUCAGCAGCUGAGCUUGUUGCAGCUCAGUCGUAUGGAUCAUACUGUUUAUCCUGCUUUAAUGCCGUUUACAUCAUUACCUGUUAACCUGUCAGUGGUUUAUUCUAAACAUUAAUACACACGGGCAUGCACGUGUGCAGGGCAGCCAUCCCUACUGAAAAUACUAUGCUAGCGCAAGACUAUAGGAUGAGAAAUUAGACACUAUGUUGUCAUCCAUCUGCUACAGUGCAGUAGCAGAUAGUGGAACGGGGGUGUGUCAAGGACUAUUUUCUCGUUGAUAUUUCCUCCUACCUAAACCUGACCCAGACCUUACCUCUGACCAUAGGGCGCGCUACACAUUAAGUGAAGAGAAACACUUUUCAAUGGGGGAACAGACUUCUAUACAACACCUGUGUGGCUGCAAUGUGGUACAGUGACAGUCAUGUUAGCACUGUUUAUUGUAACGCUGUGCUCUCCCCUUACGUUAUAUUGCUUCAAGUUGUUUAUCUUAUAUUUACUCAGUUUCCCGUCAAUUAACCUGCGUGUCUUUGGACUAUGGGAGGAUGCUGGAGUACCCCGAGAAACCCCACGCUGACACAGCGAGAACAUGCAAACUCUGCACAGAAGGGCUUGCCACUCUUGGUUUCAAUUCCCCUACCCCAGGUUCGAAACAGGAACCCACUUGCUGUGAGGUGAAAAUGCCAACCACUGCACCACCAUGCCACCCACUGAUUGUAUCCUACCUAAAAUUAUCCACAGAUACAGUGUGUGAGUUGUGCCCUGAGCAUGAAGAAAAGCUGAAACUCUUUUGUGUCACAGAUCAGCAGUUGGCUUGUAUCAUAUGCCGAGAUGGGGAGAGACAUGAAGGACACAAGUUUCAACCAGUCAAAGAAGCAGCUGCAUCUGUGAGACAGGAGUUGGAGAAGGGGAUGGCGAACCUUUGUGAUGAUAUCCUAGCUAUAGAGAGCGUAGCCAACACACAGAGGGAAGAAAUAAGAAAAACCAAAGCAAAAUCUGAACAGCUGAUGACCGAAAUCAACAGACAGUUUGAGGAGAUGCACCAGUUUCUGAGAAAGAGAGAAGAUGAGAUAAAGAAUGAGCUGAAACUCAAAGAGGAGGGUGAUGUUGAGAAAAUGAGCAAGAGCUUAUAUAUUAUAGAAACAGCCUUGUCUGAGUGCAGGGAGCUGGAGGGAAAGGUGACAUCAGUUGUGAAAACUGAGGACUCAGAGAGGCUGUUAAAGAGCUGGACUGAAGGGAACAGCAGGACAACUGCAGAAGAUUUAAUCAAGCCCAAGGCAAAUGAUCUCCAAGUGGUGGAUAGCUCUCUCUCUCUGGGGCCUUAUGAAAGCCACCUGCAGUUCUUUAUGUGGAAGGAGAUGCUUCAGGUGAUCCAGCCCCGAGCAGAGCUGCUCUCACUCAAAAGCAACAGUGCAGAUAUAGCUGUGUCUGAAGAUGGGCGGAGUUUGUUUAGUACACCCAAAAGCAACCAUGCUUCAUUAGGUUCCGUCCCUGCUUUUGGCUCAGCCACAGGAUCAGGCCAAACGACAGGAUUUGGUUUUGGUUCCACCACAGGAUCAGGCCAAACGACAGGAUUUGGUUUUGGUUCCACCACAGGAUCAGGCCAAACGACAGGAUUUGGUUUGGGUUCCACCACAGGAUCAGGCCAAACGACAGGAUUUGGUUUUGGUUCCACCACAGGAUCAGGCCAAACGACAGGAUUUGGUUUUGGUUCCACCACAAGAUCAGGCCAAACCCUAAACGUUGGCAAGGCCUUCUCAUUUGGCCAAACCACGAACGAGUCUUCCAGGUCCUUCUUACUUAGAAAACCUGCAUUUAGUGUCAAUAAGUUCACUUCAGGGCAGCAUUAUUGGGAAGUAGAAGUUGGACACAGGGACUAUUGGGAGCUGGGGAUAAAAGAUAAUUUCCUGAAAUAUGAUGGGCAACAAUAUUCCAUCUGUGGUCCAAAUAAAACCACCGAGCUAGGUUUUAGAGACAGACCACGAAAGAUUGGGAUUUACCUAAACUGUGCAUCCAAGAAGCUCUCCUUCUAUGAUGCAGACAACAUGACGCAUAUUCUCACUAUGAGCUCAAGCCUCCUGUCCAUGCCACUGUCAGCAUAUUUUAACAUUAGAGUCACAUCACCUGAUCUUAACCCUUUGACAGUGUGCUGGUACUGAAGUCAAGAUCAGUAUCAUAGCAAGUUAUGGUAACCAAGUGUUUUCAGCUUUUUCAGGAGCAAAAAUUAUCCCAAAAUUGGGAAAUUUCCAAGUUCUUUAUUGCAGGAGAUAAACAGCAUGAAUACAUAAAAAGACUUUGAAUUAAAACAUAUUUUGCAGUGUAGGCCUAUCAUGUAAUUUUAGAGGUCUGUCUUUCUAUGAUUUCUUGCAUUGCUUAUAUAGGCUACAUUGAAGCCAAAAUAAAUGUUGGAAACGUACGUUUCUGCAAACCACAGAUAUGUAACAUUUAUAUGUUAUGUAGCAGAUAUGAAAGAAAGAAACUUUACUUUUGUGUGUUUCAACUCUGUGGUUAACAUGUGGUUAUGCUUAGGCUCAAACAAUACUUGGUUAUGGUUACAGAAAGAUCAUGUUUUGACUUAAAAUACAGCCAGUUUUGGUGCCACAAUCACAACUGGAAAUCCCACUAUGUCCCACUAAUAAGCCCCAGUUUUGUUUGCCACUGAUGCCUUAGUAAAAAGAACUGAUAUUGGUGGCACAAAUACGGCUGGAAAUACCACCAAUUUCUGGCUAAAAAACAACAGGUUGUGGUGGCACAAUCAUGUCUGGAACUGUCACAGAUGUCUCACUAAAAAACACCAGCUCUUGGUAACACAAUCACAACUGGAAAUGCAGCCAAUGUCUCACCAAAAACCAACUUGUGUUGUAGUCACAAUCAUUGUGGGAGCUGCUGCUGAUGUCUUGGUAAAAAACAACCGAUUUUGGUGGCACAAUCAUGCCCAGAAAUGUUGCCAAUGUCACGCUAAAUAAUAAUUGGUUUUGUUAUUUGUUGGUCUUGGUAAGAUAUGUAGGAAAUGCACAAAUGUAAUGUAGCAGUGGUUUGGAGAAACAUAUUAUGCAAACAUUUUCCCCUGGUAACUGGGCUUAUUAUUGGUCUUGUUGAUAUGGUGUAUGUGGAGUACCAGCUAAAUGAAUAUACAUUUUGUUGUCUAUAUUUGAAUGAUAUGUUUUGUGUUUGUCAUCUGAUUUUGAAUGCUAGGACUUAAUUAUUUGGGAUUCUGUGUGUUUUAUACUAAUGUACUGACGUGGAUCUAAAGUAUGUAUCUGCCAUCUGUAUGAGAUAUUCUAUGCCGCCUUCUCACCACUGGAGGUUGGUGUUAUCAUGUGUCACCAGACCUUGGCUAUAUAAGCUCUGGAAGAUCUCAUCAAUUUUCAAAGAAUAAAAAAAUAAUGUGACAAAUAUGUUUAAUAAAAUUGUAUCUGCUCAA